UGCUAGCUACAUAGACACAACACAGCAGAACCAACCGACUUCUACCUCGAUCAGUCCAUCCCUUGUUCCCCAGUCCGCAUCUCGGGCAUCCAGCCUUCAAAUUCUCGACUCUGAACUCAAUACUGAGCCAUCCCAAUCACACACCCACUUACUUGCCUGCUCAGCAAAUAUCCCCUAGAUCCAAACAGUCUCACUCACAUUGUCCCACUUUUUGUGUAUACCAUUCUCUCGUGCCAGCCUCACCCACGCAUCCCGACUUUCUGUGUGCACCCUUCUCCCGUGCCAGUCUGUAAACAGAACACAACCACACAACUACACAACCCGCCAGCUGCCAAACAAAUGGCCUCACUCCCAGGCGACCACCCCGCGCUCUCACUGCACCUCUGUGACGACGCGCUCACGCCCAUCAUCUCCUCCGCCGCCUUCCACAGCAGCACCGCCAGCACCACCAUAACCCCGGACCUAGACACGGCCAGCAUCACCAGCCAGACCCCGCCCUCCGGGCACACGCAAAUACCCCCCAACAACAAAAACAACAACAACAGCAGCAGCAGCAGCAGCCAUGUGCUUGCCCGGCAGAGAGCAGGGGCACUGAGCAAGCUGGCAGCGACGGCGCUAGCGGCGCAACGGACGGCCUCGCGGCUGGGCCUGGGCGCGGCGGUGCGGAUCGUGAUCGAGACGGCUGACGCGAGCGGCAGGAGCGGGGCAGUGGUGGUGAACUCAUUCAUAGAAAGCGCGAUACCGUCAUCAUCACCAUCCACGAUACCGUCUCCGCCGGGGCCAGCAGCACCGCUCUUGUCAGCACCAUCAUCAUCAGGGCCAACCCCAGUUUUAGAACGGAUCACCCCGCCUAGGCGCGGAGGAAGGGGGUCGGACUUGCUAGCAGCCGACGAAAGUGAAAUCUCCAACGACAACCAAACGAAACCACCAACGUUGGUUGCCGUCGUAGUUGCCCCGGACGCCGAACAUACCGCCGAGGCCCAACAAGCAGCCUCGAAACUUGAACUCAUCGGGCGACAUCUACAGCUUGCCUGGAUUGAGGAGCAGCAAAAGACCUCCGGAAACGACGAUUCCCUGGACUGAGAUACCUGUUUGCCAUGCCAAAGCCUGUCACAGGGCCUUAAAAUCAGAUCAUCAACGACAUGGAAAGGAGUAGAACUCGCACAAAUCGUCUAUUUUUGGCUCAAAAUUCACGGCUAUUCAUAAUACCAAUAAUCUGUCAACACCUGGUAAUGUAUCCUUCGGGUGGUUAUCAUCGCCCUAGACCUGGCCUUUCACACUGCCUGGGACGGCUACGCCACCCCAUUGCUUUAAGUG
Messenger RNA from Lasiosphaeria miniovina, 1317 nucleotides. RefSeq lists its product as uncharacterized. Lineage: Eukaryota; Fungi; Ascomycota; Sordariomycetes; Sordariales; Lasiosphaeriaceae. The record is from RefSeq and is a predicted model, not a curated record. The coding region runs from base 340 to 1083 and encodes 247 amino acids. The transcript is spliced from 2 exons.